UUGUCAAACCGGAAAGUCGAGACAAGUUUUCUACACCCAUUUCCGAUCUCAGAUAGAAACAUUUUUCAAAACCCAUUUGCAGAUUAACGUGACAAGGAUACCUGUGAAGAAAAAGAUGGCAAACGACUUUCUUCUGAAAAAAUGGAGGGCUUUAUUUCGAGGAUGUGACAUCAAUGGCGAUAAUCAUAUUACAAUGGAAGACGCCGAACUAUUCACUUGUAAAAGGAAUGUGGACAGGUUUUCGUCCUAUCACAAAUUCGACGCUGAUAGAACAGCUGCUCUCAAAGAAGAAUACCGUGCACUUUGGGAGAAGAUCUUUCUAAAAGGUCUAGAUCAUGUCACAGAGGAACUAUUUAUGGAACAGAUAACGGAACAAUAUAACGCUGAUCCUGUCAAGUUUAAGGCCGAAACUCACAAGUUCACUUCUGCCAUCACAAGUAUAUUUGAUGUUAAUAGAGAUGGUGAAUUGUCAGAAGAGGAAUUGGCUGUCUGCAUGAAAUCCUGGGGUUUGGACAAGUUUGACGAGAAAUUCGUAAAGGCUUUUCCUCAAAGGAAGCCGGGUUUCAUACACAAUGAUGACUACACAGCAAAUUGGGAUGCGUAUUUUUGUAAUGAUGACGAAAGCGAUAUCUCUAAAGAGAAACCUUCCAUGUACGGUUUCGGUUUAAUUGACCUUUAAGAACUUUUUUGUCAACAUCCUUUCAUAUAUUAUGAACAAUAUUAAUCAGAUAUUGAAAAUAAGCAAACCAAAACUUUUAAAACUUGUUUUAAAACUAAAGGUUAAAGUCAAAGCUUCUGUUUUAAUUAAAACUGUAAAUCUU
Messenger RNA from Mercenaria mercenaria, 821 nucleotides. RefSeq lists its product as uncharacterized. Gene Ontology annotation, molecular function: calcium ion binding. NCBI's taxonomy places the organism in Eukaryota, Metazoa, Mollusca, Bivalvia, Venerida, Veneridae. The record is from RefSeq and is a predicted model, not a curated record. Bases 116 to 679 code for a protein of 187 amino acids. The transcript has 4 exons.